This is a messenger RNA of Phragmites australis (common reed), 962 nucleotides long. RefSeq lists its product as uncharacterized. The record is from RefSeq and is a predicted model, not a curated record. Gene Ontology annotation, molecular function: N-acetyltransferase activity. Lineage: Eukaryota; Viridiplantae; Streptophyta; Magnoliopsida; Poales; Poaceae. Gene Ontology annotation, biological process: mitotic sister chromatid cohesion. The coding region runs from base 169 to 705 and encodes 178 amino acids. The transcript has 3 exons. Gene Ontology annotation, cellular component: cytoplasm; NatA complex.
GUUUUGUGCUGCGAGACCAACCACAGCAGAGACAAGGGUCAGCCCAGCCAGACGCCACCGCCGCCGUGGUCGCGCCGCACGUAAUAACUCUCGAGACUCUCGAACUCCUCGCGCUCGAGAGAGAAGGCAAGGAGGAGAGGACCCUUCGGGACGAGAGGGAGGGCGAGGAUGGGCUCGGGGGACGGAGAGGUCGCCGCGAGCAAGGAGAAGGGCGGCGGCGGCGGCGUCGAGCGGGUUUCGCUGGACGGCGUGCGGGACAAGAACGUGAUGCAGCUCAAGAAGCUCAACACGGCGCUCUUCCCGGUCCGCUACAACGACAAGUACUACCAGGACACCAUCGCCUCCAAGGACUUCUCCAAGCUCGCUUAUUACAGCGAUAUAUGCGUCGGUGCGAUCGCAUGUCGCCUGGAGAAGAAGGAAGGAGGGGCGGUCUGUGUUUACAUCAUGACCUUGGGUGUACUGGCACCAUAUCGUGGCCUUGGUAUCGGAACAAAGCUGCUGAACCAUGUUUUCGACCUCUCUGCAAAACAGAACAUCUCUGAGAUAUACUUGCAUGUUCAGACAAACAACGACGAUGCCAUUGCUUUCUACAAGAAGUUUGGGUUCGAAAUAACACAGACGAUACAUAACUACUAUAUGAACAUUACGCCACCAGACUGCUAUGUUCUUACCAAAUUUAUUGGUCAGGCUGCUACGAAUAAAUGAGCAACCACCCCUCCUUUUGUGACACACCUUCACCACCGAGUUAUGGUGGAGAUAGUUGGGGUCUUGUCGCAGUUUGUGCUGUGUUAUCAUUUUAUGAGCUCUGACAUUACAGACAUCUGAGUAGCCUUGCUACAGCACCGAGACAUCAUUUGUGCCUUAACAUUUUCUUGGUUUGCCGUGUUCGUGGGAGAGCUAUGAUCUUACAUGGAAAUCAGCAUAGGUCUCUCAUGCCCAUUCAGGCUUCGUAUUCUCAUGAA